Pygoscelis adeliae (Adelie penguin) is the source of this 1598-nucleotide messenger RNA. It is a transcript of the gene FKBP1A, whose product is annotated as FK506 binding protein 1A, 12kDa. NCBI's taxonomy places the organism in Eukaryota, Metazoa, Chordata, Aves, Sphenisciformes, Spheniscidae. The transcript has 4 exons. Bases 50 to 490 code for a protein of 146 amino acids. Gene Ontology annotation, molecular function: peptidyl-prolyl cis-trans isomerase activity. The record is from RefSeq and is a predicted model, not a curated record.
GGGGAUAUCAGCCUCACUCAGCCCUCACCAUGCAACGUGUGCCGGGGGAAUGGGGGCUGCCCUGGGCAUGCGUGUUCAGCGCUUGGUGCUGCCUCUCCCCGUCGUCAUUCCUGGGUACAGGAGUGAUUUGGCUGAAGACCAGCAGGAUGCAGCUGGACACGGGGAGGGCUGGAGGCCGGCAGCAGCCGAGAUGGGGCACCGGAGCCCUAAGUCUGUCUUGGGUGCCCAAGGAUGGAAGCCUGCCUGUGGUAUGCUGGAGGAUGGGAAGAAGUUUGAUUCCUCCCGCGACAGGAACAAGCCGUUCAAGUUCGUGAUGGGCAAGCAGGAGGUGAUCCGCGGCUGGGAGGAAGGAGUCGCUCAGAUGAGCGUUGGUCAGCGGGCAAAGAUGACCAUCUCCCCAGAUUACGCCUAUGGCUCUACUGGCCACCCAGGGAUCAUCCCACCAAACGCCACUCUAAUUUUUGACGUGGAGCUCAUGAAAUUGGAAUGAUCUAUCCCAGCACCCUGUCCUUGGGGUUGGCACAUGGAGGAAUCCAGAAUCUCAGCUUCAAGAAGAGUGCACAUGACUUUGUACGGAGCUUUUCCUGAUAGUCCACUACACUCAUUGUAUAACCUUACACCUUGAUUGAAUGCCUUUGGUCACUAAGCUUUGCGUCUGACUCUUCCUCCUUGUAUUGUGUUUUUAUGUCUUUUUAAACUAUACGCCGUAAACCUCAACUCUUUUUGGGUCAAGUUCUUAAUCUUAUUUUUGUUCCAGGUGUAGACUACGUUUUACCAGUAGCACGCAGAUGGGCUGACCUUAGAUAGGAGUCAUUUGAACAAAAGGAAACCCGUUAGCUACUCGUUUUGGUGCAGAUCUCUAUGGUGUUUUCAAACCAGAAAUUGCUGCUGCUGCAAAAGCCAUAGCAGAGUGAGGCUGUCGAGGCUGAAUGGAUGCGGAGAGCAAAGUAGCGCUAGGAUUGUGUUUAGGUAACCCUGCCUGGAACCAGGGCAGCGAGGGAGCGGCCUGUCUUUUCCCUGCUCCCCGGGGAGGGCGCAGCAUCACUGCGGGCACCGUGGGUUUGCUCCCGGGAAGGGGGGGCUGCUCUGCCCCUGCUUCACUCUGCCAUCUCACGGUGGACCUUCCUUCCCCCCCCUCCCCCAGCCCGCUUUCGGAUUUAUGGAGACGGGUUUCCAUCAGAGCUCCACCACACCCUGAAAAUUCAGUAGCUUACAUUGAGCUUUCUUUAAAGAAAAAGGAAAAGAGCAGACAAACGGAAGGUGCUGUCUACAGGGGAGGUGGCGGGGCUGGUGGGGAGUCAGCUCAAAGAAAACGCCCCUGUCCCCUCUCUCCCUCCUGGAAAGGAAACAUCAGACCCCAGUUGUCCCCGGUCUGAGCACACCUGACCGUUCUCUCCUGACACCUGAUGCUGGUCAUCGCCGCUUGUCUGGUCUCAUACGAUGCGUAGCUUCCCCCGCUGCUGUCCUAUCUGCCCCCUCCCUCCCUCCGCCCUGCCUAGUGAUUUGGUAAGAGAAAUUGCCGCCGUUCACUUCCUUCUCCACCGCAUAAAGGUAUCAAGUUUUAUUAUUGCAAUAAAAACGCUUUAUGCUGGCUUUUC